AUGAUACAUGGUGUUAUUGUUAUGUCCGCAUCUCCUAUGGCUAGGCAAGUUGCGGAAAGCAAGGCGAUCCCCAUCAAAAGGGUGCUGAUAAAUGACCCUUCAGAACUGCCAUCACACUAUUGCUCAACCCCUGGCGGAACUCUCUUUUCUACAACUCCAGGAGGUACAAAAAUAGUAUACGAGAAAUCGUUCCUCAUGAAUUUGCGCAACUCCCCGAUUUCCAAAACUCCGCCGACUUUUGAAAUUCCUGAGAACCUGAUGCCGGGUUCUUCCCCGAAGGCCCACGGAAUUUCUCAGAAGACUAACAAGUUGUCAACGCCAAAGAAGAACCAACACCAGAACGUUCAAGAAGAUCAGUUUCAAAUUGAACUGUGAUCCGCAUAUCACUGCUGCUAUUUUAAUGAGUUUGUAGGUAUUAUGGCUGACCAUAUUUUAAAUAAGCUGUGACAAAGUAAUUGAUGAUUUUCACGUUUCUGUGAAAAACUACUCGAUCAUGAGUAUGGAGACUUGUUGAUUAAUUGUAAUAUUAUUUUAUAUUUUGCGAUUAGUUUUGUUUUUUGUAUUUACUGUGUGUUCCUAAUUUUAUAGGAACAUUAUUAUGU
Phaedon cochleariae (mustard beetle) is the source of this 602-nucleotide messenger RNA. Lineage: Eukaryota; Metazoa; Arthropoda; Insecta; Coleoptera; Chrysomelidae. The record is from the annotation of a GenBank genome assembly.